Molecule: messenger RNA, 1218 nt
Organism: Suillus fuscotomentosus
Lineage: Eukaryota; Fungi; Basidiomycota; Agaricomycetes; Boletales; Suillaceae
Exons: 6
Coding region: 1-1218 (405 amino acids)
Source: RefSeq, a predicted model, not a curated record
AUGAUUUCCGCUAUCUUCGACGGUGCUCAUAUCACCGUCGCUGGGUGCCUCGGAGCAUUUUUUUUCAAACACACCGUGGUAGAUCGGACGUCGAAGGCCAUCAAAGAAGCGGAGAACGUCACCGCCGGCCUGGUCAUAUCCGAAUUCUGUAUCUCUGUCGCGGUACUAGUUCUAGCUUCCAACGAGACCACCCGGAUACUCCUCAGUAAAGAUGGUCAACUCCCUCCGAAGCACGAUUUAGCCGAGCUCAACGCGCCUCUCAUUUGCAACAAAGUGUCCGAUUUUUCUACUGCAGCAGACUCAAUUUCAAUCGCAAUCGAACCUUGCAGCACUCUGCCAGACCUAAUAAUUUCACUGAAUCCAAUUUCAGAUGACUCUUACUGCACUCCGCCAUCUACUGCGUGUUCCACUUUAUGCAUGCCGAUAUCGCCGACUCCACUGGUUCAGAACACCAAGCGCCUCUCAAUCGAUUCCGAUACGACUGUCGUCGACCAUGAUGACGACUUCAUGACGGACUUGUCUGGCGUGGACCUUGAGGAAAGCAAUAUCCCCCAGAACGACAGCGACUGCUCCCGUGGCAGCAUCACACUUGCUCCAAGCAACAAGAUCACGCUACUGAGAUCAAUUGUCUCGCCUCAGCGGCAUCAGAAUUUGCGCCCGGGUAGACACAAGCGCGAAUCUAGAUCCGCUCGCUUGGCCGCUGUCCGUGGCAGCAUCGAACGCACUCACUACAAGCAACAAGAACACGCUACUGCGGUCGAUGACCUUGAACAACUACAUGACGAUCUCCUCGCCGACCAAACCGCUCUUGUCGACGGCUGGACAGUUGCCAUGGCCCAGAAGACGCCCGACCCCGGAAAUUUAAUCGAAAUCAUUCAAGACCGACACCUUCACACACAAUGCUACUCCCGAGGUCCCCUACGACCAAAUCACGAAAAUUUACAACGGCCUCCCUCGAUGUCCCCUACGACCUGGAGCUUCAUGCCUGUGGGGUUGAAGGCCACCGCUGGCCGCGCACAAACUAUGUCUUCGCGCCGCCCGGUUAUACCUGCAGUCUUUGACGUCGGAUGUCCCCUACGACCAAUCCCGACACAACCGCAACCGCAACAGCGUAACCGCCUCCAUCUUGUCUCAGAGCACUUGGAGUUGAAGGCCACCGCCCGCGGCUCGCACUUACAUCUAUCUCAAGUGUCUUCUCUUGUCUUCGCCAUCAUGUAA